Messenger RNA from Sphaeroforma arctica JP610, 934 nucleotides. RefSeq lists its product as hypothetical. The transcript is spliced from 2 exons. The record is from RefSeq and is a predicted model, not a curated record. NCBI's taxonomy places the organism in Eukaryota, Ichthyosporea, Ichthyophonida. Gene Ontology annotation, molecular function: acyltransferase activity, transferring groups other than amino-acyl groups.
UUGGUAUUGCGUCGCAUGCACCCGGCAGACGUGAACCCAUUCCUGUCGUACCGUUCAGACGCGGUUGUGGCUCAGUACCAAGGAUGGGAUCUCAUGACUACUCAGCAAGCAACAGCCUUUAUAAGCACUAUGCAGGCUAUGCACACCCUACAGCCAGAUGGCUGGCUUCAGAUUUCCGUUGCCUUGGCAGAUACGGAUGAACUAUUGGGAGAUAUAGGGCUGCACCUAUUGCCCUGCCAACCAGUGCUGCACCUAUUGCCUUCCCAAUCAGGGCUGCACCCGUUGCCUUCCUCAUCGGCCAGCGUGGAGGUCGGAUUCAGCUUCGCACAAGAGUCGCAGGGCAAAGGAUAUGCCUCCGAAGCACUCAGGGGGUUGAUCAGAAGUCUCAGUAGCAGGCACAGUAUCGAUAGGAUAGAGGCUACCACAGACACGCGCAACACGCGGUGUAUUCAGCUGCUGAAAAAACUUGGUUUUAGUUUGGUGCGCACGCACGAAGCAGUGAUGUUCAAGGGUGAGCUGUGCACGGAAGAAACGUAUGAGAAGCAUGUUGUACCAUGACUACUCUAUUGCCAUGCCAACGCCAGUUAAACAAUUGAAUUCGACGGCCCUUUUACCACAUAGGACGUUUAUUCACACAACGACCGCCUUUACCUUUGUACCGAAAUUCCCCCUUGCUAUCAUAGCUUGUUCAAGCAUUUAAGGGUGUUGUAAAUCGGCACACUUUUAGAAUUUUCGUGAAACCCUAAAGAACGUUUGCAGCGCUGAAUGGUCGCGAAAAGUCGAUAAGCAAUAUAUAGUGAAGCUAAGUUAUCCAGGCGAAAACAAUAGGACCCAAACUAUAGAUAUAACAAAUAUGCUCUUCACUUUAAGAUAGGCAUGACGCUUCCGUUAUCAUACCAACUAAACUAUCAACCUCGGUAAACUAUCAAUAAAC